AUGACGACGUUUUAUUCCCAGCAUAUAUCACUGGGUUCUGAAGUUCUCAGAGUUCGAAAAGUUCAAAUUGGACUGAGGGUAUUAUUUACUCUCGGUGCCCUAUCCAGACUCAAUCGGUGGCUGUUACGACGAGCUCUGAACAACGGCGUAACGGAUAAGACCUGGGACUGGAAGGAGAAAGAGAUUGUAGUAGUGACGGGAGGAUCUGGUGGUAUCGGUGCCUGUAUGGUGUCCCAGCUCCAAGCCAAGGGAGUGUACAAGAUUAUCAUCCUUGAUAUAAUGCCUCCAAAGUCAAUCUCAGCCAGCAGCACAUCUGCAGCAGAAAUAACCAACGUCGUAAAGCAGAUCCGCACCGACCAUGGUGAUCCUACGGUACUAAUAAACAAUGCUGGAAUUGGUGACCCAGUGGAAAUAACAAGUAUGGAUAACAAGUAUGGAUGGGGCUACACUUUGAAAGAUCUUCGCUGUCAACAUCAUUGCCCAUUUUCUUCUGGUUCGCGAGCUUUUGCCGCCGAUGCCGCUCUUGCCUUUCACGAGGGCUUGACGCAGGAGCUGAGACUUAUGUACAAAGCACCACUUGUGCGCACCAGCAUUGUACAUCCAUCUCGGGUCCGCACUCCGUUGAUUGCAGAUUUGAUCGAGAGUGGAAAGCUCGAAGGUAAAACAGUGUCUCCGGAGGCAGUUGCUGAUGCUGCUGUUCAACAGUUAUUCGGUGGCUAUGGUGCACAGAUUAUCAUCCCGGCUAACCUGACUAUGGUAUCAAUAUUAAGGGGCCUGCCGAUAUGGGUACAGGAGAGAUUCAGGGAUGGCGUAUCUCGUACUGUUGUGAGCGCAAGCAAAACAGCCGAGAGAAAUAGGUCGUAA
Molecule: messenger RNA, 864 nt
Organism: Cadophora gregata
Lineage: Eukaryota; Fungi; Ascomycota; Leotiomycetes; Helotiales; Ploettnerulaceae
Exons: 4
Coding region: 1-864 (287 amino acids)
Molecular function (GO): oxidoreductase activity, acting on the CH-OH group of donors, NAD or NADP as acceptor
Source: RefSeq, a predicted model, not a curated record